GGCUGCCUCUCUCAUCUAAACCUCUGCUUAAAGGAUUAAAUGAGCAUGAAAUAGGCAGCAUAAAUCACAGUCUCGCUUCAAGACAAUGCUCAUGGGCGCCAGGGCGUAGUUUGUGGAGCGUCUUAACAAAGAUGUGGCUGCGAGAGAAGGGAAAUGUAUGCGAUCCGAAAUUAACCCUUUCCAUCUAGCAUCCACCAACAAAUGAGAAAAUGAUGCAUCAAGUGACCAGCAGCAACAGUGACUAUUGUAUGAGUGGACUGGCAGAGGACUGUCAUCCAGCCAGCCACUUUGAUUUAUGUAGCACACAAUCAAACAAAUUCUACGCCUCUCCAGCAACCACUGGCUUGCAGCUGUCCCUCGCCAGCCUAGCCCCUUUGCAACAGGGCGCGCACAAAGCCAUGGUAUGUCAAAUGCAAGACACCCAGAACGACUUCCAGCCUCAGACAGUGAGAAUCAGGGGCAGUGAGGCUGCAGGGUCUGAUGGCUCUAAGAAGAAGAAGGGCAUAGUGAAGUCAGGGCGGAGAGGAAGGCCGUCAGGGACCACAAAGUCAGCCGGUUACCGUACAAGUACUGGACGUCCACUUGGGACAACAAGAGCAGCGGGAUUCAAAACCAGCCCAGGGAGGCCUCUUGGUACCACCAAAGCAGCAGGAUACAAGGUCAGCCCCGGCAGGCCCCCCGGCAGCAUCAAGAGUCUAGCUCGGCUCAAGAAACUUGACUUUAGCAACUGCAGUAUUCCCAAGAAACUGGACUUCACAAGCUGUGAUGUUCCACCUUUUCCAUACGCCAUGAUGGAGAAAAGACCCCUCUGUGAGCCCAGUGGAAAAGUGGAUGAAACCAGUGAAAUGAAAACCAGUUCUACAGCUUUCUCUCCAGUGCUUGAAAAAAACAUUUGAAUGCAUGAACAAGAAGAUGCUAACAUUUUUCUCAAGUGUUGGAGGAAAGAACUUUUUGCCAUUUAGACAUGGCUCUGACUGAGUGUUUGUACAGUGUUCGACAUUGUCUUCAUCCUCUCAUAAUAAAUGACUGAAUUAGAAGUAUGUUAUUCCAGUUUGGCAGAGAUGCAUGCGUAUGGAUUAAUCACACCAGUCAGUGUAGGCAAAAAAUGUAUUUAUCAGUUUGUGGCUCAAACCUCACUAGAGUGAGUUUUUUCCCCCCAUCAAGGAUUUCGUUUCCUCUUGAGUUGUGACAUGUUUUGUUUCUCUGCUUUAAGAUUUCUAUGGCCAGGUUCUUGUGACAUUUUCUACAUUUAUAAAAACUGCAUUUUAGUACAAACAGCAAAUUAAAUCACCAAUUUCUUUAGCAUAAAUAUGUGGAUGUGGUUGUCCUUUCUGUGUUGUCCAAUAUGUGUUUUAUUUUGGUGAUAACCUGCAUCAUACCUAAAGCAGGAAAACUGAGAUACACUUUUAAAUAGCUUGAACUGGUAAAAGUCAAUGCAUAAUAUCCUUUUGAGCACAGUAUUUGUUAUUAUUCACUCUGUGAUUUUGAUUAUGUAUUGUAGAAGCCUGUUUUUGUCCUAAACACUCACUUGAUAAGCACUUUCAGAUUUACAUGUAUGUUGUUAUGCUGUUUAUUAGGAAAAUUACUUCAUAAAACAGAAAAAUGCUUUGUGCUAUGUGUAAUAAAUGCUAAUGUGCUGUAUGUGAAACAAAAAUAAAAAAAUAAAUUGUGUUUUCCACAAAACUA
Centropristis striata (black sea bass) is the source of this 1686-nucleotide messenger RNA. RefSeq lists its product as uncharacterized. The coding region runs from base 210 to 896 and encodes 228 amino acids. The record is from RefSeq and is a predicted model, not a curated record. NCBI's taxonomy places the organism in Eukaryota, Metazoa, Chordata, Actinopteri, Perciformes, Serranidae. The transcript is spliced from 2 exons.